GGUGGUCAUUUGCACAGCGUCAAGUCACUGUUCAAGAAGGGCCUCUAUACCGCACAGAAAAUUCUCACAUCACCAUUUGGUGCAAGGUCAGCGGUUAUCAAGGACCAUCACAACAGAAUUUUCAGUGGUCCAUAUAUCUUCCAUCUUCUCCAGAAAGGGAAGUACAGAUUGUCAGCACCAUGGACCCAUCCUUCCCUUAUGCAAUCUAUACUCAACGUGUUAGGAGUGGAGAAAUCUAUGUGGAGAGAGUUGAAGGGGAUUAUGUUCUGCUGCACAUAAGACAGCUCCAAGACAGGGAUGCUGGCGAGUAUGAAUGUCAUACUCCAACCACUGAUGAAAGAUAUUUUGGAAGCUACAGUGCCAAGAUGAAGCUAAUUGUUAUUCCUGACUCCCUACGAGUAACUUCAGAAACCCAGACUCUAAAGAAAGUACAACAUGAUUCUCUGGAGCUAAAGUGUGAGAUUACCAAGAAUACUGAACAGCACAGCCACAUUUCCAUUGCCUGGUAUCGUCAGAAAGCAGAUGAGCCUCUUGUGGAAGUUAUUUCUCUCAGUAAAGAUUUUGUACUGCGUGCGGGAAGUGAAUACAUCCAGCGCCAUGCAAGUGGAGAUGUCCGUCUUGAUAAAGUAGGCGAGACUGAAUCUAAGCUUACUAUCUACAAUCUUCAGUCCUCUGAUGAAGGCGAGUUUUAUUGUGAGGCAGCCGAAUGGAUUCAGGAUCCUGAUGGCACUUGGUACGCUGUGACACGCAAGCAGUCGGAGAGCACUAUGGUCUAUGUGGAAGGAACAGAUAUGGAUAUCAACGUUCGACUAGAAACAGAGAAGCGGACAUACAUAGUGGGGGAACCUGUGGAAUUCAGAUGCAUUUUGGAAGUACAAAAUGUUGCAAAGAGGUAUUUCUCCAUCUCUUGGGCCUUCAAUAGUUCUCUCAUUGCUACUUUUGCUGCUAAUGCUGUGCCAGUUCUUAACAAUGAAUUUGCCCAGAGAGAAGCCUUGGGACAACUGAAAGUGGCCAAAGAGAGUGACAGCAUUUAUAUCCUAAAAAUCUACCGACUCCGAUUGGAAGACAGCGGCAAAUAUAACUGUCGAGUGACAGAGCGAUUGAAGACGACAACUGGUGAAUUUAUUGAUGGAGAAAGCAAACGGCCAAAGAACACACCUAUUACAGUGCUGCCCCUUAAAACCAAUAUUUCAAUAGAAGUAUCCAACAAUGCCACAAACGUUCUAGAAGGGGAGAGUCUGAGAUUUGGUUGCACUGUUCGCACUGGGUUUAGACCCCAAAACCGAUUAUCUGUCACUUGGCAACUUGUGGAUAAGCAGAACCGUCGCAGUGACAUUAUACAACUUGACCGGGAUGGAACCCUUCGUCCUGGUCCCUCUUAUGUCGAGCGCAGUAGCUAUGGGGGGAUCCAAAUGGAGCAGAUACGGCCUGGAUCCUUCACGCUUGAGAUCUUUAACAGCAUCAAGGCAGAUGAGGGCCAUUAUGAGUGUCGUAUUACAGAAUGGACACGUAGGCUGGAUGGGGAGUGGCAGAUGAUUGGAGAGCGACAUAAUGGCUCAGCAGUAGCUAUCACUGCACUAGAUGCUGGUUUUGCAGUUACAGCCAUCUCCCGCACACCUGGAGUGACCUAUAAUGAAUCAUUUGACUUACAAUGCAUUAUCAAGCCACACUAUCCUUCCUGGGUGCCAGUUUCGGUGACUUGGCGUUUUCAACCAGCUGGCAGCACCGAAUUUCAUGAUUUGGUCACUUUUACUCGUGAUGGAGGAGUUCAAUGGGGCGAUAGAUAUGUUGGAUUCCGAACCCGAACAGCCAUUGAAAAAGCAGAGUCCAGCAACAAUGUACGCCUGAGCAUCAGCAGGGCCAGUGACACAGAAGCAGGCAAAUACCAGUGUGUGGCCGAGCUGUGGCGCAAGAACUACAAUAGCAGCUGGACCCGAUUGGCAGAUAGAACUUCCAAUCUGUUGGAGAUCAGAGUCUUACGACCUAUAACAAAGCUACAGGUCAGCAAAUCAAAGCGGAGUAUAGUUCUUGUGGCAAAUAAGCCUAUCCCUCUUAAUUGCUCUGUCAAGUCUCAAACCAGCCCAGAUUCACAUUUUGCAGUCCUAUGGUAUGUUCAUAAACCUUCAGAUACAGAUGGGAAGCUCAUUCUGAAGACCACUCACAGCUCUGUAUUUGAGUAUGGCACUUACGCGGAAGAAGAAGGGCUAAAGGAAAGACUGCAAUUUGAGAGGUCACUCUCAGGAGGGCUCUUCAGUCUGACAGUGCAGAGGGCACAGGUCAGUGACAGCGGUAGCUACUAUUGCCAUGUGGAAGAAUGGCUGCUCAAUCCUAACCAUGCCUGGUAUAAAUUGGCAGAGGAGGUUUCUGGCCGGACGGAAGUCACUGUCAAGUUACCAGAUAAUCUGUUGGAAGUCAACAAGAGCCAAAAGAACCUAACCAUUUUAGAAAACGAUUGGGUAACACUAGAGUGUCUAGUUACUAACCGGAGCAGUCAAGCUUCCCAGUUGUCUGUGGAAUGGUAUGUGUGGAAAUCUGGUGACCCAGAGAAAGCAGCAGUUAUAAAGCUGACAAGGCAGGCCACUCUUUUAUAUGGAGAGUUAGCAACUCUAAAUGGUUUGAAGAGCAGGCUGCACCUGGAAAGUCCUUUGCCAGGCCUGUAUCUUCUUACUAUCCAGAACAUGACACUGCAGGACAGUGGGACCUAUGAUUGUCGAGUGGAGGAGUGGCUGCUGAAUCCUACGAAUACCUGGUACAAACGAGCAGAAGAUCUGUCUGGACUGACAACAGUUUUGGUGAAGAAGCCAGAUGCCUCACUGCAAGUGGAUGCAACAGUAGCCAACCUCACAGUGCCAGAACAGGACCAUUUCCAUUUGGAUUGCAACAUUUUGUCAGCUACCAGUCAGGAUUCCCGUUUUGCUGUGACAUGGUUCAUCGUGAAAAAUAAAGUCAGAAGUGGACAAACUGGUCACAAGAACGAAGAAGAUAAAGAGGCCUUGUUAAGAGUAGGCCAGGAUUUCGUCUUCAGCCGAGAGGCCAGUCCUUGGGAAGGGAGGCUACAUUUUCAAAGACUUUCAGCCAUGUUUUAUCGACUGACUGUGUUGCAGGCAGCUACUUCUGAUGCUGGCAAUUACUCAUGCCAUGUGGAAGAGUGGCUACCUGACCCCAAGGGAGCCUGGUACAAACUUACAGAAGAAGAUUCUGGUCUUAUAACUGUUUAUGUGCAAGAUACAGGUUCCUCUCUGCAAUCUGUUAUCUGCACCAAUGACUCUCUGUUCUACUUCGUAUUUUUUUAUCCCUUUCCCAUUUUUGGCAUUCUCAUCAUCACCAUUCUGCUGGUGCGAUUCAAAAGCCGAAAUUCCAGCAAGAAUUCCGAAGGAAAGAACGGGGUCCCCUUGUUAUGGAUCAAAGAGCCACACCUAAACUAUUCCCCCACUUGUCUGGAGCCUCCUGUUCUCAGCAUUCAUCCAGGAACUAUAGAUUAAAUGGCAGAGUCCUAAGAGAGGUAAAGCUGCAUCUGAAACCCAAAGGAGGUCUAUUUUGUUGAAUUUUUAUUCACCAUCUGAACUUUUUGGAUACCAGCUUACCUCUGCUACACUUUUCUGUCAUCUUUGGGGCUAGAGGAACCUGAACACCCCAGAAUGCCUAUGAAGAACCAGCCAACUGCGAAGGGGGAUGGAAUGUCCAUUUGUUCACUGUAUAUAAUGAAUUUUCAUACUGUUUCCUUUUCAUCCAGUGUCAUCAUUUGUCUUCUGGGCUGUAAUUCUGUUGCUCAAAUAUGUAUUCUUGUAUUACGCAGAGGACAGACUCCAGAAUGUAUUGAUUAAGUUGGGCUCUGGUUGUGCCAAAGUGGGGCACUUUAUUUUGAGUAAGCUUUUUUUUUAUCAAAUGGGCUCGUUUCAGCAGCUACACGUCCUUGGAGUGGACCAGAAAAACUGCAUAUUGCUUUUGCGAAAUGAACCUAGGAUCACUCCAUACUGCAUAUUACGUGGCAUUGUUUCUGCCACAUCGGUCUGGAUGUUUCUUACUAUUGAGGACUGAAAAUGCAUAUGGGGGAGGGAGAGUAGCUUUGUUUUUAGCUUCAAAAAGAAAUUACAGUCCCUCAAAGGAAAGCUUUGACUUCCCCAAGGACAAUUGCCUGUCUAAUUCUAAUGACCAAAAAGGCUCUGGUUUAAAUAUCCUCCACUAUCACACUUAGAGAUUGCAGCAGAAAAAA
This is a messenger RNA of Protobothrops mucrosquamatus (brown spotted pit viper), 4213 nucleotides long. It is a transcript of the gene IGSF3, whose product is annotated as immunoglobulin superfamily member 3. NCBI's taxonomy places the organism in Eukaryota, Metazoa, Chordata, Lepidosauria, Squamata, Viperidae. The annotation marks the transcript as partial. The transcript has 9 exons. The record is from RefSeq and is a predicted model, not a curated record.